Molecule: messenger RNA, 1203 nt
Organism: Brassica oleracea var. oleracea
Lineage: Eukaryota; Viridiplantae; Streptophyta; Magnoliopsida; Brassicales; Brassicaceae
Product: transcription factor FAMA-like
Exons: 4
Coding region: 1-1203 (400 amino acids)
Biological process (GO): guard cell differentiation; stomatal complex development; positive regulation of DNA-templated transcription
Cellular component (GO): nucleus
Molecular function (GO): DNA-binding transcription factor activity; protein dimerization activity
Source: RefSeq, a predicted model, not a curated record
AUGGAUAAAUAUUACUCGGCAUCGAACUUCUUCGGUAAACCCUUAGGCGGUCAUGACAGUAACAGCUCCGGUAUGAUAGACUAUACGCUCAACGGAGACCUUCAACCGCAAAAGCAACCAAUGCUACAACAGCAGCCGCAUCAACUGUCCCCUUCCGAAUUUGGAGCAACGCCUUUUUUUGAUAAAAAGACAUUUAUAGACAUGAUGCAUUUUGCAGACUUCGGUCCGAAAUUGGCGUUGAACCGGACCAAUAACCAAGCCGUUCAAGAAACCGGGUUUGAUCCGGUUUGCUUCUUGAAGUUCCCAGUCUUGAAGGAAAGGAUAGAGGACCAUAUUCGAACCCAGCAUCUCAUGUCUUCUCAUAGGACGCCUCAGGAGGGAGGUGAGUGCGGAGGAAACAUUGGCUGCGUUUUUCUUGAAGACCAAGACAAUAACUCCAGGCGACUCCGUUUUAUUAGAGGAGGAGAAAAUGAAGAUAGGGACAACAAUAAUGUUACAACAAAGGAGGUGAACAGCAAGAGGAAGAGAGCUAGAACAAGCAAGACCAUCGAAGAAGUGGAAAGCCAACGUAUGACUCGUAUCAUGGUCGAAAGGAAACGUAGGAAGCAAAUGAACGAGCAUUUACGUGUCCUCAGGUCCCUCAUGCCUGGCUCCUACGUUAAAAGGGGAGACAAAGCCUCGAUCAUAGGAGGUGUAAUAGAGUUUGUAAGAGAGCUCGAGGAACUCCUACCGUGUCUGGAAUCACAAAAGCGUCGGAGAAUCUUGGAAGAAACCGGUCAUAGGCAAACAAGGGGCAUGACCAGGCCAACAAAUCCUUCUUCUUGCCCCGUAACUAGGGUAGCUAACCAAACUCAACCGCUCAUAAUUACCAAAAAUAUAACCGAGCUAGAGGGCGGAGGAGGACUUCUGGAGGAGAUGACGGAGAACAAGUCAUGUUUGGCUGACGUGGAGGUUAAGCUACUAGGGUUUGAUGCCAUGAUCAAAAUACUAUCAAAAAGAAGACCAGGCCAAUUACUCAUGACUAUGGCUGCUUUGGAAGAUCUCCAUCUCUCUAUUCUUCACACUAGCAUCACUACCAUGGAACAAACCGUCCUCUACUCCUUCAUUGUCAAGAUUACAAGUGAAACGAAGUUUACGGCGGAAGACAUAGCCAGUUCCAUUCAGCAAAUAUUUAGUUUUAUUCAUGGAAGUACUAUCAUGUAA